This is a messenger RNA of Acanthosepion pharaonis, 2055 nucleotides long. The record is from the annotation of a GenBank genome assembly. Lineage: Eukaryota; Metazoa; Mollusca; Cephalopoda; Sepiida; Sepiidae.
AUGUCAGCACUCGCAUAUUUUCAUAUAUAUAUAGGCAUAUACAAGAGUCUCACAAUAAGACUAUCUAUCUAUCUAUCUAUCUGUCUAUCUAUCUAUCUCUGUUCAUUAUCUAUUUCGUCUGUCUUUCGUGAUUUCUCUUUAUUCGUUUCUCUCUCUUUCCAGCGUUCUUUCUUUCUUUCUUUUUUCUUUCUUUCUAAUUUGACUCCCUUUCUCUCUUUCGUUCGUGCAUUUUCUACUUCUUAUGAUGUUGGUUUUUUUUUAUUUAUUUAUCUCUUUUUCUCGUCUUCUCUUUCUCUCUCUCUCUUUUUCUCUACUUUUCUUCAUCCUAAUUCUCGCGCUGUCUUUUUUCUGUCUGUCUGUCUGUCUCUCUUCGUUGCUAUUUCUCCGUUUCUCCUUCUCUCUCUCUCUCUCUCUCUCUCUCUCUCUCUCUCUUUGUCAUCCUUUUUCACUAUUUCUCUAUCAGUCAGUCUCUUAGCCUCGUUUUCAAGCUGCGACCACUCCUUUUCUCUCUCACUGUCUCUCUCUCUCUUUCUUUCUCUCUCGUUCCUUUUCACUCUUUCUUUCUUUCUUUGCUCGUCUGUCUGUCUGUCUUAUGAUUUUCUCUUUCCUUUUCCUGUCCUUUCCACUUCGCUGUCUUCUUUCUUUCUUUUUUCUUUCUUUCGUUCUUUUAUAUUCAUCAGUUCAUUCUUUUUCUUUCUUUCUUUCUUUCUUUCUUUCUUUCUUUCUUUCUUUCUUUCUUUCUUUGUUCUUUCUUUUAUAUUCAUCAGUUCAUUCUUUCUUUCAUUCUUUUUCUUUCUUUCUUUCUUUCUUUCUUUCUUUCUUUCUUUGUCUGUCGUGUCUUGUUUCUUUAUUUCUACCUCGGCGCUCUCUCUCUCUCUCUCUCUCUCUCUCUCUCUCUCUCUCUCUCCUACUUAUCUCUAUCUUAUGUUCGUUGAUAAUUAUCUGUCUCUCUCUCUUUUUUUUUUUUUUUCUCUCUCAUUCUCCCCUCCCUAUGUUUCACACUGUCUUUCUCUGUCUGUCACUCUCCCUUUGUUUCCAUUUCUCUUUUUCUCAUUCUCUCUUUCUCUUUGUCUUUUUUUCUCACUUUUUCUUUCUCUGUCUGUUAGUGUGCCUGCUUGUCUCUCUCUGUCUUGUUUAUUUCUUCACUCUUUUCUUUCUUUGUCUGUCGUGUUUUUUCUUUCUUUCUACCUCGAGUCUCUCUCUCUCUCUCUUUCUCUCCUCUCUGCUACUUCUCUCUACCUUCUUAUGACUGUUGUUAAUUAUCUGUCUCUCUCUUUUUUCUCUUUCUUCCCCUCCCCUCGUUCUCUUCUUCCUAUUUCUCACACUGUCUUUCUUUGUCUGUCACUCUCCCUUGGUUGCUAUUUCUCUUUUUCUCAUUCUCUCUCAGUGUCUUUCUUCCUCACUCUUUCUUUCUCUGCCAAUCGGUCUGUCUGUCCUGUCGUUACACACACUCAUCUCUAUCUAUCUAUCUAUCUAUCUAUCUAUCUAUCUAUCUAUCUAUCUGAACUGAAUGCCCUGCAGGAAAUCUAUGAUCAUAUGUCUAUGACGAAUGCCUGCCAUGAGAACAGUCCUUCAUUUGUAACGGUCAAACGUUGGACUUUUGAGUGUCGCUUGGGGAGACGAUCCCUUAAAGCUAAAUAUCUAUCUAUCUAUCUAUCUAUCUAUCUAUCUAUCUAUCUAUCUAUCUAUCUAAGACUUCAUUCUUCAUUUAUCUAUCUAUCUAUCUAUCUAUCUAUCUAUCUAUCUAUCUAUCUAAGCCUCCUGUUAAUAUCUAUCUAUCUAUCUAUCUAUCUAUCUAUCUAUCUAUCUAUCUAUCUAUCUAAGCCUGUUAAUAUCUAUCUAUCUAUCUAUCUAUCUAUCUAUCUAUCUAUCUAUGUAAGACUUCAUGUAUCUAUCUACCAUGAUUGUCAUCUAUCUAUCCAUACCAGUCUUCAUCUAUCUAUCUAUCUAUCUAUCUAUCUAUCUAUCUAUCUAUCUAUCUAUCUAUCUAAGCCUGUUAAUAUCUAUCUAUCUAUAUAUCUAUCUAUCUAUCUAUCUAUCUAUCUAUCUUACUGA